Messenger RNA from Melampsora larici-populina 98AG31, 1419 nucleotides. RefSeq lists its product as uncharacterized. Lineage: Eukaryota; Fungi; Basidiomycota; Pucciniomycetes; Pucciniales; Melampsoraceae. The transcript has a single exon. The record is from RefSeq and is a predicted model, not a curated record. Bases 1 to 1419 code for a protein of 472 amino acids.
AUGUUCUCAUGGCUACGUGCCGUGAGGAGUCUCCCGGGCUGGACGCCGCAUGAUACCCGCGACCUGCACGAUCGAUUGAACCCUUUGGUUGCCGCCUUGAAAAAGGGAGAACGUCUGAUCGGUCAGACCAGGCCUCCCUUUGGCAUUCCGGCUCACAGACUUGGGGCUCCGGUUGCAACUCCUGUUGCCUCUUCUGGCCCCCCCCAAAUCGACGGGGGCGCCGGUCCAUCUCCACCCCUUGCUAACAGUACCGAUACCUCGCCUGCCCAAGAGCCUCCGCAAGCUGCGCACGAAUCCCUCAUGCCAAUUGAACUCGAACUUCCGGACGAGAUUGAGAAAGAGAUCAGCGGCUUCGAGGCGCUUUUGGAAUUUCCAACCAACAUUCCCGUUGGCCUUGCAACGGAUGAGUUUGCUGUUUUCUUUGAUCACCCGCUCUGGCUUCCAACCCCCGAUGAGGAUGAAGAUGACGGAACCUGGGGCCUCUUCGUCAAGAUGAUGGAUUGUCACCUAGGUAUAGAUGUCAUCCCAAAAACAUUUCGACGUGGUCCUCAUGGCUUCGAAGGGUUAUUCCGGCGAUGGGUGACCACUUCCCGCGCGAUCAAUGGCUGGCCAAUUCCCAGUGGAGACCUAUACCUCCAGUCCAAGUUCGACUCCAUCACCCGAUACAUCGAGUCUCAGCGGAUCAAGCCACAACCUCAUGAGCCUUCGCAGCUGAACAUCACCACCGCCCAACCAAAAUCAGUCACGGAAUCAACGGCGGGCGUCUCGGCACCUCCUAACCCUUCGACGCAAGCUCCUGCCUACGUGGACCCAUCCAUGAUGACGUUUAGCGGUGCGCCUGAAACCAGACAACAACCGGUACCAACCUUGGACACUCUCGAACUACCCUCCUCCACCAAUACCACAACUUCCCACUCUGCCACGGCGCCGCCCCAGCCUCCCUUGAAGACAAGUGAUGUUGAAGCCACAUCACUUUGUGCAGCAAGUACUGAUCACGGGCCAUCGCUGGAACCACGUGCGAAGACGCCGGAUCACUCUCCCCCCACGAACCCCAACCCUGUUAUCUCUACCACGUUGAGCCCUUCCCUCGGAUUGAACCUCGGCUGCAAGAGUCAUCCAAAGGAUCUCCUGGCCACUCUCAAGGAUCUCACGCACCCCAACAUAACGGGUGAUGUAUUGCCAACAUCAAGCUCCAAAAGCCCAACUCCUUCCUCACCUAAAAGCGCACCAAUGCUCCCGAUCAACCCACCUGGCGGCAUUCCUGCUGGUGGUGUUCCCAUACCUGUCAGCGAGGACGUUCGCACUAUUGUGCCCAAGGUCGGCAUUUGGGCUGCCCCCGACCCGACUGCCUUCGAGGUUGCCAAGAAGACCAUUGGUAGAAAGACCAUUCACAAUGACGACAUGCCCGACAUCUACUGA